AUAAUAAAAUUAAUGAAACAUAACAUAACGUUUGGUUGGUUUGGUUGAGGAUUAGUCGAGGAAGUGCAUUGAAUCUACCACAGCUCCGUCCGUGGAUCCACGAUCCACCGUAUGCACACUGCAGUUAUUCGUUGUUCCAUACGUAUUCACAGAAGUGGCGCUGUGAAGUGAAGAACCGCGGGAAACUGCUUCACGUACCGUGUCGUGCCUAUCCUGACAUAAAAUAGCGCGCAAAUACGAAAACGAUUCAAGGAUAACCUGGGUAACCUUGAUUCAAUGGAGCCACCUGCAAAGAAACAACGCAAUGCAUCUGGUAGUGACAAAAUUCCUUGUAAAUAUGGAAAAAAAUGCUACCGAAAGAACCCUGAACACAGAAAACAGUACAGGCAUGAUGAUGACUCUUCGAAGAAAGCAUCAUCAGAGAAUGUGAUUGUAGAUGCGAUCAACGACCCUGAAGAAGCAGGUAAAAUUACUCAGACCAAAAAGUCUACGCAGCCCAGCAGUACGAAGUGCAAGACGGAAAAUAAAGUACCGACGUCAAAAGGAGACAUUAGAGAGUGGAUCGAAGAACUCUUCCUGGUCAGAAUGCCCCAGGACUUCUUCGACUUUUGGCAGUUUUGUAAACAGAUCAACGAAAGCAGGCCCACAGAUGCAUUGUGUGAUGCACUGGGACUCAAGCUAGUGGGGCCAUUUGAUGCAUUAUCAGGAAAGCUUACAGACCAAAAUGUCAAAAGUGUGGAUGACCUGCUGUGUCACUGGCGAUACUACUAUGAUCCACCAGAGAUGCAGACUGUCUUACAAGGAGAUGAUGACAAGUUGUACCACGUGGGUUACUUUAGAGAUGACCCAAAAGAAAUGCCUGUCUUUGUUGCUUCCAACUCUGCGCAAGAGUCUUGCAAAAUCAGCAAGGUUGGUGGAAACCUAUUCACAGCAGUCAGUAGGGAGAUCUCGAUGGCUCUCAGGAGAGCAAAAGAUGACGCCACAAAGUCCAAGUUAAAGAAGCUGAAUGGAGCUCUGAUAGAGUUUGCCGAAACAAAGAAGAAUGCACUGGACGAAGGGAGUAAGAAACGUCCAAAGGCUAUGGCUGCUACAUUCCAUGGUGCAGGAAUGGUUGUGCCAUACAAUUCCAAGACAGACGUGGGCUACAGGCCUUUGCCUGUUUCAUAUGAUCAGCUGAAGUCAAUUCUGAAGAAAAUUUCCACAAGUUCGACAGAUGAAUUACGUGCCAAGAACAUGAUUGAGUUGCAGAACAUCAUCAUGAACGUGCACCUUGCAAAUGACGAGUGUGACUAUGGCAUGGGUCUUGAGCUGGGGCUCAACUUGUUUUGCUUUGGCUGUCCGACAUUACACUCUAUGCUGCUUCGCAUAAUUACUGUGGCAUACCAACUCCUUGACCGUGAAGUCUUUGGACAGAUUGCAACUGCACACUUGAAAAGACGAAAGAAGGGUGCAGACCUCAGUGCGAUUGAAGCCUCGUGAAAUAUAGUUUCUACACAUUUUCCUACAGGGCUAUAUUCAGAAUAAACGGCAUUUUCGCUCA
This is a messenger RNA of Ornithodoros turicata, 1540 nucleotides long. RefSeq names its product histone PARylation factor 1-like (gene Hpf1). Gene Ontology annotation, biological process: DNA damage response; regulation of protein ADP-ribosylation. Bases 277 to 1479 code for a protein of 400 amino acids. The transcript has 7 exons. The record is from RefSeq and is a predicted model, not a curated record. Gene Ontology annotation, molecular function: poly-ADP-D-ribose binding; histone binding. Gene Ontology annotation, cellular component: nucleus. NCBI's taxonomy places the organism in Eukaryota, Metazoa, Arthropoda, Arachnida, Ixodida, Argasidae.